GAGGCGGCACCUGCGCCCUGGGGCGGGUGUCCGGCGCCGUCGGGCGACGGCUGUGAGAGCGAGGCUAGCGGAUUCGGCUUCGGGCCGAGAACCUUGAAGAAUUUUGCAGAACCCUGCUACCUAUGGACUCUGAAAUGAGCUUCAUGUAAAGAAACCCCCGACGUGUUCAUGAACAAAACAUGAGUCAGUUUGUGUUGUGGCAUUCACAUCCUCACACUUCGGGAGAGGGUUUGGACUCCCCUCUUGCAUCAGACAUCUAUCCCCAUAAUCCUCUGAGUGUCGUCUCAGGACCUGGGCUACCCUCAUGGCACAAUGGCCAACCCUCAGGAGCCCCUGAGCUGCGCCUACUCAUCACACUUACCCUUGACUGAGAACAAAACCUCUAGUGAACACCAUGAACUUGCAGCUAUGGGACACCACCCUUCACCCAAGCUCCCCGAGGACCCCCAGGAGAAGGCUAUGCAGCCCGAGCUGCUGGAGAUCACGGGCAGCCCCAUCUCUACAGCAGUGCUGACCAGUGUAAGUGAGGAUUCCAGAGGCCAGUUCGAGAACAGCGUUCUUCAGCUAAGGGAGCAGGAUGAAUCAGAGAUGACAGUGUCCCCAGGGAACAGCAGCACGGCGGAUGGAGAGAACACUAACGGGACUGAAGACAUCAAGAUCCAGUUCAGCCGGUCAGGCAGCGGAGGCGGUGGGUUUCUCGAAGGACUGUUUGGGUGCCUCAGGCCCGUGUGGAACAUCAUCGGGAAGGCGUAUUCCACGGAUUACAAACUGCAGCAGCAAGAUACCUGGGAAGUGCCGUUCGAGGAGAUCUCAGAGCUGCAGUGGCUGGGCAGUGGGGCCCAGGGAGCUGUCUUCCUGGGAAAAUUCCGGGCAGAGGAGGUGGCCAUCAAGAAAGUAAGAGAACAAAAUGAGACGGACAUCAAGCACCUGAGGAAGCUGAAGCACCCCAACAUCAUCGCCUUCAAGGGAGUUUGCACCCAGGCCCCGUGCUACUGCAUCAUCAUGGAGUACUGUGCCCAUGGACAACUUUACGAAGUCUUGCGAGCUGGCAGGAAGAUCACGCCUCGUUUGCUCGUGGAUUGGUCCACGGGAAUUGCUAGUGGGAUGAAUUAUCUCCAUCUCCAUAAAAUCAUACACCGUGACCUCAAGUCACCAAAUGUUUUAGUGACUCACACAGAUGCAGUCAAAAUUUCAGAUUUUGGUACAUCCAAGGAACUCAGUGACAAAAGCACCAAGAUGUCCUUCGCGGGGACAGUCGCGUGGAUGGCGCCUGAGGUGAUCCGGAAUGAGCCCGUCUCUGAGAAGGUUGACAUAUGGUCUUUCGGAGUGGUGCUCUGGGAGCUGCUGACAGGGGAGAUCCCCUACAAGGAUGUGGACUCGUCAGCCAUUAUUUGGGGUGUCGGGAGCAACAGCUUGCACCUCCCAGUUCCCUCCACUUGCCCAGAUGGAUUCAAAAUCCUUAUGAAACAGACAUGGCAGAGUAAGCCUCGCAACCGGCCGUCCUUUCGGCAGACGCUCAUGCACCUGGACAUUGCCUCAGCAGAUGUGCUCGCCACCCCGCAGGAAACUUACUUCAAGUCUCAGGCUGAAUGGAGAGAAGAAGUGAAGAAGCACUUUGAGAAAAUCAAAAGUGAAGGGGCCUGUAUCCACCGGUUAGACGAAGAGCUGAUCCGCCGGCGCAGGGAAGAACUCAGACAUGCGCUGGAUAUUCGAGAACACUACGAACGAAAGCUCGAACGGGCCAACAAUCUGUACAUGGAGCUGAGCGCCAUCAUGCUGCAGCUGGAGAUGCGGGAGAAGGAGCUCCUGAAGCGAGAGCAAGCAGUGGAAAAGAAGUAUCCUGGGACCUACAAGCGGCACCCUGUCCGUCCAAUAAUCCACCCGAAUGCCAUGGAGAAGCUCAUGAAAAGGAAGGGUGUGCCUCACAAGGCUGGAGUGCAGACUAAGAGGCCAGACCUGUUACGGUCUGAAGGUAUCCCCAAUGCAGAAGUAGUUCCCACUGCGUCCCCUCUGUCUGGAAGUCCCAAAAUGUCCUCGUCAAGCAGUAAGAGCCGAUACCGAAGCAAACCACGUCACCGCCGAGGGAAUAGUAGAGGCAGCCAUGGUGACUUUGCGGCAAUCUUGAAAAGCCAGCCGACCCAGGAAAAUGCAUCCCACCCCACCUACCUACAUCACGCUCAGGCUCCAUGCCCCUCCCUCCAGCAGCAAUGCCAGCAACCCCCUUCUGACCUGCCUCAGAGCCACCACCCCAGACUCAAUAUGCAUGGGCAGGACAUUGCAACCUGUGCCAAUAACCUGAGGUAUUUUGGCCCAGCAGCAGCCCUGCGGAGUCCACUCAGCAACCAUGCACAGAGACAGAUGCCGGGCUCCAGCCCAGACCUCAUCUCCACAGCCAUGGCGGCAGACUGCUGGAGGGGGCCUGAACUUGAGCAGGCUGGGCCCUGGGGCUGCUGUCAGACUGAAGCCUAUGACCCCUGUCUCCAGUGCAGACCAGAGCAUGCUGGGUCUUUAGAUGUCCCCACUACUGAGCCAGUGGGAAGCGGCCCGGACUGUUCCAGUUCACCAGCACACAAUCCUCUUUCGGGAAACGCCCAAGACGCUGAGAGAAUGGAGGCCAAUGGAUUCAAUGGCUGCCAAUCUGGUAUUUCUCAUCAGUACACACCCCCAAUACUACCUCAAAAGACACGGCCCCUCCAGAAGAGUGGAGAUGACUCCUCGGAAGAAGAAGGGGAAGUGGACAGCGAAGUGGAGCUUCCUCGGAGACAGAGGCCCCACCGCUGUAUUCGCAGCUGCCAGUCAUACUCAACCUUUAGCUCCGAGAACUUCUCUGUGUCUGACGGAGAGGAAGGGAACACUAGUGACCACUCAAACAGCCCCGAUGAGUCCGCUGACAGACGGGAGGACCGCCUGGCUGAGAAACUAGCCGACCUGCUGUCCCAGACGCCUGAGGCUCCUAUUGAGAUCUCCUCUCACUCAGACGGGCUGUCUGACAAGGAGUGUGCGGUCCGGCGCGUGAAGACACAGAUGUCCCUGGGCAAGCUGUGUGCUGAGGAGCGUGGCUACGAGAACCCUGUGCAGUUUGGAGACUCGGACUGUGACUCUUCAGAGGGGGAGUGUUCGGAUGCCACUGUUAGGACCAGCAAGAACUACAGCUCUGCUACUUGGUGACAAAGGCUCUCCGUCCGAAGACUUGGACGCUGGCAUCUCCAAUCCUCUCCAGCCCUAGACUCCUCCCACCUGCAUUUGUCCAGGAGGAGUGGCCCCAUCCAAGAAACAAGCCACACUGACAGAAACAUGAGAUUUGUCAAAUCUCUGGGAAAAUACCCAAAUGAAAUUCCAUCUCACUGAGCAUUUCAAUCAAGAAUGGCAGGGAUCUAUAGUACUGAAUACUCCAGCUACUGUAACAUUGAUAUUUAUUUUUGUUGGACAUUUUAACACUUUGUAUUGUAAAGAGUGAACUAUAUAUGAUAACAGAUACAAUAAUUUCUUUACAAAAAAAAAAGGAAAGGAAAGAGGGUCUUUAGGAGCAACAUUGGAGUUUGUGGGGCUGGGAGGUGUCACUGUCCCUUAAACACGGGACCAGGUCUUUUGUCCAUGCUUGAAGAGUUGUAACGAGACACACUGAACAUUUACAAGCCAAAAGAAAUGCAGCCAUGUUAAGUUCAACGGCUCGUCUGUGCAACGGAUGGAAAUGACCUAAAGCUGAGUGAUCCGAUAGCCCCAAAGCCUUGGAGCGCACGCACUUCCUCUGAGAGGAAAAAGCAAACAGAACUGGAACCGCACAUCUGGAAACGACUUCACUUCUUAAACACUAAGCAGAAUCUGGCAGUAAAGGUUAUGGUAUCAUCAGGUCUUGCCCUUAGCAAAAGCUUGCCUUUAAACGCUGCCACCAUCAGGACCUCGACCGGCGUGGUCUUUCAGACUCGGGUGCCAUUUCUUCUUCCUUUCCUUCCACCUGUUGGCACCUGUUUCAGGAAGGGGAAGGGGUCUUGAAUGGGACAGGAGGACACUGAGUGGCAUUAGGAAAACAUACCUGCAAAACUUCUUCUUCAGGAGGGCCGUGUUCAGCGAUACAAGCAAGAUGGCGCAACCCCUCAGGGGACCAGGUUGUCUAUCUCCUGGAAUCAUAUUGAUUCACACAGACAGCAGCUAGGACGUGUGUGUCCAGUGUCCAGUCCCAAACCAUCUUUAUUCUUGUUCUUGAUCUUACUUUAGCUUUGGUGGCUGUCUAUCAGUGUAGCAUACAAGACAAAGUAAGCAGCUUGCAGGAAGGUGGCCUGUCUCGCCACGUUUUGUUAAAUGCUUCUUGUAAAAUGCGGUUUGUUUUCAUUUGGAACCACUGCAGUUUUGUUUAGUGGGGUUAGGAAACUUGUAGAAGGAGCAGCUGAUGCUAAGCAGGAAUUAGGAUUACUUUAGUAUCUCAAAAGCAUGUGAUCCUUCCUGUGUCCAGAGUCCUGCCUGGGCUGUGAAAAGUACUCCAGGUAAUUUGUGGAGUAUUGGCUUGAAGCAGGAAAAGUCUCGCAGGCCGCUGAGGGCUGGAUUACAGGUGGGCCCCACCAUGCCUGGCUUAAAGAUGUCUUAUCUAGAAUUCGUGUACAUGUGCAGUGGCCUGAUUCCUGUCUCCAAUGCAGGCUUCUGCCAAAUCUGAACUUGCUAGAUUCUGACAUUUCAUCCUGUAAGGAUGUUAGGUUUUAAGACAUUCCAACCCCAGUGGAAAUGGUGCCCCUGGCCGGGGGUCACUGACUGCAUCAGCCAAAAAUGAAAAGCAGGAGGGGACUUAGAGCCGGCCUUCUGUUUAACCUCUCCUUUGUUUACACUUUAUGUUGAGACAUUGAUUUUGAAUUUUAGUGUCUAUAAUUUUUAGCUCAUAGGAAGGAUGAAGGAAAAUGUUUAACUUGGAAAGCAGUAUUGUUUCGUUAAAUUAUUCCAUUUUGUAUGAACUGUAGCAGGACUACACAGGAGAGCUUAAGUUAUGACAUUCUUAUCCUUGUUGUUUUACUUUAUGUUGUCAUAAUUUUCUGUUGACCAGAAGGUGUGGCGUAUGAUGUAGCACAAUGACUGUUUCUUGUAACCAUGGAUUAUUAUGGACUUCUGUGGGCCUAGUGAAGGGGUGGGGAUGGAGCUGCCUGUGGGAUGCCUGGCAUUCCUCAGUGCACUCCCUGGUGGUUUCCCUGGCUUCCUGGAUGCAGCAGAGGCUCUGAGGGGGUGUGUUCUGUCCCGACAAACGUUGGGUACACUGUGAUGCUUUUGUUUUUAACUGAUUGUAAAAACUCCGGAAUGGGCAGAUGACCAAGUUGAUGAACAAGUCGUUCAAAAGUCCCAAAAGUUAUAAACUUUCUCCUCCAAUGUCUUAGAAAUAAAAUCCUGGCACUGAAGUAGAGGCAAAAAGAGAUUUACUGCUCAGAGAGCAAGACAAAGCCUUUCUGCUCUGCGGAGGCUCAUGAGGCAGUUUCAGGAGUGCAGCAAAGCGGGUCAUCGCCUUCCCACUGAGCCCCACAGAUUGGGAAGAGCAGAAAGACUAGAACAAAGAGAAGUGCGUAAUGCGAGUCACGAUCCGCUUCUGGAAUAGACAUGAGCUCUAGGAGGGGGAGGCAUUUGGGGGUCACAGGGCUGGGGAAUGACAUCAGAGGCACUAUUCCCUCAUCCUCCAGCCUCAGGUCCCUUAUUCCUUGGAAUUGAGACUCUUUAUGUCUAACACAAAGCAGAACUAGCUGUUUACACAAAGGCCAACUUCUGUCUGGCACCUGGUCCUCCCAGGAAACGCACCUGCUACAUCAGUCUUCUUUCUGCAUUCCCGUCCUCCCCAUCCAUCACGCUAAGGUCACUUUUAUCUGGCUUAACUGUCAUAGGCAUGCUAGGGGUGUGGUGUGGACUCCAGUCCUUCGCUGUACCAUCAAGAUAGGAGUAAAACCCACACCUUUUGAGUAGAAUUACUGUUCUAAGCAAGGUUAAAGGGGAAAAUAGGCUUCCCCCACCUUCCCCGCAGAGCCUGCCCUGGAGCAGGAAACUGGAGUGUGUUUCCUUUAGAACACUGUAGUCAGCAGAACUCUGAGUGGAGAGCCAGGAACGUAAGAGCCAGCUCUUCAGUGCCCAUAGCUGCCGCCACGCGUUGGCGCUUUGAGAAGCCUUGCCAGGCCCAUCUCAAGCUUCGUCUCUGGGUGCAGGAUGAACACGAUCACUCUUUGGCCAUCUGGCUUGGACUGACUACCAAGGGGAGUUCCAGUUUUGCAUUGCAGUCAAGCACUGGAUUUUCUCCCUUCUUCUAGAUCAAGUCGCUGAACAAAAAUCCCUCUUAAAAACUGCUUAGCCCAGGAACAGAGUCCUGUGUCCACUUUGAAACAUAGCUCACCUGAGAGCCAGCUGCAGGACUGUGGGAGAGCCUGCACAGGGCACUGAAGUGAUGUUGUAAGGUGUCUUGAGUGGCCUGAUUGAAGACUGAGUAUUUUAAGCCUUUAGGUCCACCAAAUUCAUCCUGGAAUUAAGGUCAUUUUGAGUAGGUACUGUGUGCUACUUACUCGGGGCCCCACUGUGCUCUGCUGUCCCCAACCCACUCCAGGCGAUGGAGGUGGUGACUUCGGAGUCCAUGUCACUAACUCAGGGUUGUCAGUGUCCCCACAAGGUAGCACUGACAUCUUCUCAGUGGGAACGUGUUCCUAUUGAUUCUGUGAUUUACUGUUUUUUCUCAUGCUCUUAUGUCUCAAAUGUCCCUAUUUUUUUAUUCCUUGAGAAUUUGAUACUUGCAUACAAUGCAAUAUGAUCACAUUCACUCCGUUCCCCCUCCGUAGCCCACGCAAAACAUCCUCCUCCCAACUUCAUGGUUUUGUUUGGGGGUGGGGGUUAGGUUGUUGUUUUGGUCACUCGCCAAGUCUAGCAGUGCCGCCCAUGUGUGCAUGCAUAUGGGGACAUCCACAUGUAGGGGCAUGGGAAGCUAAGGGAUCCACUUCCACGGGAAAGGGGUGAUCCUCCUUCCCCCAGUAGCUGUCAGCUGCCAGGAGCUCAAAAUAGGGCGGGGCCUGGAGAUCGGCUUCCCACUCAAAUUCUCUUAGAGAAAGAAAAUUCUCGCUGGGUGUGGUGGCGUAUGCCUUUAAUCCUAGCUCUGGGAGAGGCAGAGACAGGUAGAACUUUGUGAUUUCAAGGUCAGCCUGGUCUACAUUCAAGCUGGUCAAAGAGACUUGAUGAGACACUGUCUCAAAAAAAAAAAAAUCUGCCCUGCAUCACAUAUACCAUGUUUAUUUCUCCAGAAACCAAAACACCACCCUAUGCCACCAUGGACCACCUCCACACUAAGCCCCAUGGCAGCAUCUUUUACUGAGCACUGUAUUGCUCCCUGCGGAGCCUUGCUACAGCCUCAGAGCCACUCACAGCAGCAUCUGGAGCAUCAGUCAUUACUGGUUGGAAGUUAUAUGCAAAGUGUUUAUUAACCCAGCUCUGCACUCACAACCGUUCCCUAAAGACAAGUCUAGACCCUCAGUUCCUGAUGGACAAGUCUAGGACCACACCAGUAACCUCCUAGGGUCCCCAAGGCUGACAGGGCAUGUCAUGACAAAGGGCCACUGCCAUCAUUCUUCCCCUUUGGACUGCAGACCAGUUGCCUAAGCACCAAUCGCAUCUCUACCCACACUGAGCUGUACCGGAUGAGCACACCCUUCCCUGUCUGGGAACUGAAGUGUGCAGUCUGUUACUUGCUUCCUCCCAAAAUGCUGUGAAACUUUGUCAAGACUUCAACUGUCAGUAUGGUUCAGCCUUCCCAGGCAGCAAGGUUUUUCUUUGCUGAUGUCAUCGAACAAACGUCCCAGUGUGCUUACCUCCCUCCAGACUGUCCCAUUGGAUGCGUUUGUUUGCUUCUCUGUAUAGCUUAAUUGGCACUGCAGAUGCCCCUUCAGACAAGAAUGGACUGAACUAGACUGCUGAGUGGUGGACCCAGUGGAACCCAGAACGUUUCUCAGGGACAGGUGGCCAAAGAGGAUAGCUCUCAGAAACAGGGAAAGAGCUGGGUUAGGCUUUGGUAAAUGCCACAUGCCUGGCAAAGGCGUGCCACUUGCCUGGCAAAGGCAUGUCAUCAGGAUUUCAGGUGCCACAUCCUCAGCAGCUGGCAAGGCCACUAUCAGGAAGCUUCCGGCACAAUCACAGCCCUACUCUCCAGGGCCCCUGCACAGUACUGGAGGUCACUGGUAUCCGGCCAGUGACCACAGUCCUCCCAUGGCCACAAGCCAGAGGGCCCAGCCACAUGUGCAAGCUAUUAGGAAAAGGUAUCUUGACCGUAUCACCCCGGGGGCUCUUCACCUUAGAACCCUACUUCCCAGCAGAUGAGGAAAUCUUUUGAGUCUUUUUUCAUUAAUGUAUGUAUGUCUUCCCCCACCCCUCCCUCUCUUUCUCUCUAUGAUUAUUUAUUACAAUAAUUUGAGCUCCUGUUGAUUCAGGGCAAAUGAAUUUCUUUCAAGUAUUAAAGUCUCAAAAUGAACUCCCUUGUCUCCUUGAAGCUCCCAGGUCCCCGGCUCCACGUCAUUUUCAGAUCUGGCUCUGGCUUUGUACCGAACAGCAAUGGGAACAAGAAUGAUUAUGAAAACAAACCAAUGCAUGAAAUUAAACAAAAAGUCUACCUGG
This is a messenger RNA of Myodes glareolus (Bank vole), 8604 nucleotides long. RefSeq names its product mitogen-activated protein kinase kinase kinase 13 (gene Map3k13). Gene Ontology annotation, molecular function: protein homodimerization activity; MAP kinase kinase kinase activity; ATP binding. NCBI's taxonomy places the organism in Eukaryota, Metazoa, Chordata, Mammalia, Rodentia, Cricetidae. Gene Ontology annotation, cellular component: cytoplasm. Gene Ontology annotation, biological process: protein autophosphorylation; JNK cascade. The record is from RefSeq and is a predicted model, not a curated record.